This is a messenger RNA of Myxocyprinus asiaticus (Chinese sucker), 7733 nucleotides long. Its product is annotated as thrombospondin-2-like. Gene Ontology annotation, cellular component: extracellular region. The record is from RefSeq and is a predicted model, not a curated record. Bases 284 to 3811 code for a protein of 1175 amino acids. NCBI's taxonomy places the organism in Eukaryota, Metazoa, Chordata, Actinopteri, Cypriniformes, Catostomidae. Gene Ontology annotation, biological process: negative regulation of angiogenesis; cell adhesion. The transcript is spliced from 22 exons. Gene Ontology annotation, molecular function: calcium ion binding; protein binding.
AUCAUGUAAUUCAGCCCCCUCAGCAGGUCCAGCUUUAUAUCGGAAUAUGACUGACAUGUUCGGCCAGAAGCGUAUAUAGGGCUCGAGUUCAGUAGUUCUAAUCCCAUUGAAUUGAAAGUCGUGAGCCGUGUGGAUGUUAUAGACACCGUGUAUUUUAGUGUUUGCGCAUCUUAUAUUUCUCUUGAAGAACUUUUUUUUUUUUUUCCUCAGCAUUUUUUUUUUCCCCCAGCAUAGAGGACAUAGUAUUUUUGCUGUUGGAGUUGGAUUGCACAUUACAACAGUUAUGAUACUCAGGAGAAGUCUCUGCUUGCUGCCCUUGGUGUUACUAUGCAUCAGAGCACUACCUCAAGAUGGCCAUGUGGAAGAUGAAUCUACGUUCGACCUUUUCAAAAUCAGCAGCAUUAGCAGAAAGACAAUUGGUGUCAAGCUCUUCAAGGGCCAUGACUGGGAUUCACCGGCAUACCGUUUCAUCCGCUUUGACCACAUCCCUUCUGUGAACACCAUAGCCCUUAAUCAGAUCCUCAAGCAGAUCCAGAACAAUGAGGGUUUUGUGUUUGUGGCAACAAUACGACAGGACAAGGGCUCCAGGGGCACCCUGAUUGGCCUGGAGAGUCCCAGUGGGAGCCGUCAGUUUGAGGUUGUGUCCAAUGGGCGCGCCAACACGCUGGAUCUGGCCUACUUGGUGGAGGGAUCUCAGAAUGUGGUGUCCUUUGAGGAUGUGGACCUAUCUGAUUCACAGUGGAAGAACAUCACACUGUACAUUCAUGGAGAGAAUGCUCACCUGUAUGUGGGCUGCAGCCUCAUUGACAGUGUGAUCCUGGAUGAGCCUUUCUAUGAGCACCUGUGGCCAGAGGGCAGUCAGAUGUAUGUGGCUAAAGGAUCUAUCAGGGAAAACCACUUCAGGGGUUUACUACAGAAUGUACAGUUCCUUUUUGACACCCCAAUAGAGAACAUCCUGAGACAAAAAGGUUGUGAGAUCGCCAAACCUGAUGAAGUCAAUGUGGUAAAUGAGAGUACAGAGACCGUGUCUGUCAGUACGGCCAUGACCAACUUCAUUGGGCAGAAGGAGAAACUGGCAUCGGACAUGUGUGAGCGCUCCUGUGAGGAGCUCAGCACCAUGUUCCAGGAGCUCAAAGGUCUUCGUAUCGUUGUGGGAAAUCUCAUCGAUGGCUUACAGAAAGUGACUGAGGAGAACACAGUGAUGAAGGAGGUGUUGGGAAACAUGAAGAACAUCAAAGACAAGCACAUGUGCUGGCAAGAUGGCCGUCUCUUUGAGAAUAAGGAGGACUGGGUUGUUGACAGCUGUACGAAGUGUACCUGUCAGGAAUCAAAGAUUGUGUGCCAUCAAAUCACAUGUCCUCCAGUAGCCUGUGCCAGUCCCACUUUCCUGGAUGGAGAAUGCUGUCCGGUGUGCCUGCCUAAAGACAGCGAGGAUGAUGGCUGGUCCCCUUGGUCUGAAUGGACGGAGUGUACUGUCACAUGUGGAACAGGUACCCAGCAAAGAGGCAGGUCAUGUGACGCCACAAGUAACCCCUGCAGUGGCUCCUCCAUUCAGACCCGCAGGUGCAGUCUGGGAAAAUGCGACAGUCGGGUUCGUCAAGAUGGUGGUUGGAGUUUGUGGUCCCCCUGGUCUUCAUGCUCAGUGACAUGUGGAGCGGGGCAGAUCACACGUAUUCGCCACUGUAAUGCCCCCGUACCUCAGCUGGGAGGGAAGGACUGUGAGGGCAUUGGAAGAGAGACACAAAAGUGUGAAGCCAAACCAUGUCCAAUUGAUGGAGCCUGGGGCCCAUUUUCUCCUUGGGCGAUCUGCUCUGUCACCUGUGGGGGAGGAACAAGGACCCGAACACGUGUGUGUAACAGCCCUCGACCACAGUAUGGUGGCAAGAAAUGCCCAGGAGAGUCCAAGGAUACUGAAGCGUGCAACAAACAGGACUGCCCUGUGGACGGUUGUCUUUCUAACCCAUGCUUUGGGGGUGCUGAAUGCACCAGCGCCCCUGAUGGCUCGUGGGAGUGCGGGCCCUGCCCUGUCGGUUUCCGUGGUGAUGGAACAUUCUGUGAGGAUGUGAAUGAGUGUGAGAUGGUGCCUGAUCUGUGCUUUAAAGUUGGUGAAUCCCAACGCUGCGUCAACACAGACCCAGGAUUCCACUGCUUGCCUUGCCCUCCUCGAUACAAAGGGAAUCAGCCCUUUGGAAUGGGAGUGGAGGCUGGUAAGCAAAAUAAACAGGUAUGUGAACCAGAGAACCCCUGCAUGGACAAGACCCACAACUGCCACAGGUCUGCUGAGUGUAUCUACCUCAGCCACUUCAGUGACCCCAUGUAUAAAUGUGAGUGUAAAAUCGGCUAUGCUGGGGACGGCCUCAUUUGUGGUGAGGACUCUGACCUUGAUGGCUGGCCUAAUCAGAACCUGGUGUGUGGAGCCAACCAAUCCUAUCACUGCAAGAAGGACAAUUGUCCCAACCUUCCAAACUCAGGGCAAGAGGACUUUGAUAAAGAUGGUCAAGGAGACGCCUGUGACAAAGACGAUGAUAAUGAUGGAAUCUUGGAUGAGGGGGACAACUGUCCUCUACUGUAUAAUCCCAGGCAAUUUGACUAUGAUAAAGACCUUGUUGGUGAUCGUUGUGAUAAUUGCCCAUAUGAACACAACCCUGCUCAAAUCGACACAGAUGGUAAUGGUGAGGGAGAUGCCUGCUCUGAAGACAUUGACGGUGAUGAGGUUCUAAAUGAGCUUGAUAACUGCCCCUACAUGUACAACAGUGACCAGAAGGACACAGAUAUGGAUGGAGUAGGUGACCAGUGUGAUAACUGCCCUCUGCUGCACAACCCUGACCAGUCUGACUCAGAUAAUGACCGGGUUGGUGACCAGUGUGACAACAAUCAUGACAUCGAUGAGGACGGUCACCAAAACAACCUGGAUAACUGUCCCUACAUUCCCAACGCCAACCAGGCUGACCAUGACAAAGACGGGAAAGGAGAUGCUUGCGAUUAUGAUGAUGAUAAUGAUGGAAUCCCUGAUGAUAAGGACAACUGCAGACUGGUGCCCAACAAAGACCAACUAGACUCUGAUGGGGAUGGAAGAGGCGAUGCAUGUAAAGACGAUUUUGACAAUGACAACAUUCCAGACAUUUUGGACGCGUGCCCUGAGAAUGAUGCCAUCAGUAACACUGACUUCCGCAAGUUUCAAAUGGUGCAUUUGGACCCCAAAGGAACUACACAAAUUGAUCCCAACUGGGUGGUCAGACAUCAGGGCAAAGAGUUGGUUCAAACUGCCAAUUCUGACCCUGGUAUUGCUGUGGGUUUUGAUGAGUUUAACGCUGUGGACUUCAGUGGCACAUUCUACGUCAACACUGACAGAGAUGACGAUUAUGCCGGGUUUGUGUUUGGCUAUCAGUCUAGUGGGCGAUUCUAUGUGGUAAUGUGGAAGCAGAUUACACAGACAUACUGGGAAGAGGAGCCUUCAAAAGCCUUUGGCAUCUCAGGGGUUUCUCUGAAAGUGGUCAACUCCACCACGGGCACAGGGGAGCACCUGCGAAACGCCCUGUGGCACACAGGGGACACUCCUGGACAGGUCCGCACACUGUGGCAUGACCCUAAGAAUAUCGGCUGGAAGGAUUACACUGCUUACAGGUGGCAUCUCAUCCAUAGACCCAAGACAGGCUUCAUCAGAGUGGUGGUUUAUGAGGGGAAACAGAUCAUGGCGGACUCAGGACCAGUUUAUGAUAAGUCACUAGCAGGAGGGAGAUUAGGGCUGUUUGUGUUCUCCCAGGAACUGGUUUACUUCUCUGAUCUGAAGUAUGAGUGUCGAGAUAACUGAGCAAGAAAGGAAACAGAACCUGUAAAAGACUAUAGCACAACAACACACUUGCACACUUUCUGACUAAACACUAAAAACAAAGAUUUUGGAGGACUAUAGACAUCACAGAAUGAACUGGACCCCCAACCAAAACUAUCCUAUAAAGGAGAAAGAGUGAGCAUAUAGCAUCGCAAGCACAUUUAUAGGGAUUCAUCUUAUAGCUGUUUCGUGCUGUCACUUAAGGUUUGGAACCCCUUUUAGAAGCUAUUUGAGCUCAAUCUUUUUUAGUCAAAUGAUGGGUUGUUUAAUAGAAUAAACAAACAUACACAAGGUUUUGUUUUUCUUGUUAAAAAAAAUGUAAAAAAAAAAAAAAAAAUCUGAGGAUAACCAAAUCUGUUUUACUUGCACAAGAUUUUUGGACUUCCUGUGUAUUGUUACAUUUUGCAGAAUUUUUCUUUGGAUUUGCUGUUGUAACGGAUACAUCUUUUUCUACAACCCUCGAUUCUAACAGGGGCUUUGGGUUUGAGCAUAUUGAUGUUUUAGAGACCUGUGAGAUGAAGAUGUUUAUAUUAAGACUGUAUCAUAAUUACUUGUGUAAAGUAUUUAUAUGACUCUUGCAUUUCAGUACUAAGUUUGUCUAGUUUUUUUGUAGUGCUUUCAGAACCUAGACAUUGUAAAUACUAAUUUAUUUGUUUACACUGACAAAAUUUGACUAUUGCAGAAAUAGAGAUUGAAAAGAUUUAAAUUGCUGUGCUUAUAGACAUUUACUAUGCAACUUCAUGCCUAUGCAGCUUUGUAUCUUUCAGUACUUGAUAGAAUCGUUUUCUAAAUGUGAGAUGGAAAUGUGAGUAUUUCUUUUUUGAGAUAUCACGCUGAACACUGCAUUUGUUACCUUCAACACAAACUUGCUGGUCUUGAACCACUUUUUCCUUUAGUGUCUUAUUUUUAUCCUUUUUAUCAGAGAAAAUGUCAUGGAAGUGCACAUGAAACUUCAUAGGACAAAGAGACUCGUUUAUAUAUCAAUACAUACGUAUGUAAAUUGUGUUAUUCAUUCAGUCCAGAAUGUUGUUGAGCCUUCAGAUUCAUCUAUGUGUUUGUCUUUUUUUUUUUUCAUAACCAUAUUUCAUAUUUUGUAAAAAAAAAGAAAAAAAAAAAGUAUAAUGCCUUUUUAAGCAACAUCCCCAGAAAACCUUGUAAAGUUUUCUAUAAUUGUUAUUCUUACCUUUUUUACUGUUGUUCUUAAAUAAAAGGUUUACGCACAGUUUUCCAUUUGGGACUGGUGCUUUGGAAUCUUUCUAAAUACUGUAAUGUACAUCAUCAACAAUAAAAUGUUCUAGCAAUUAUUUUCCACAUUCACUCUCAUAAUUUAAAACAACUGCAUGAAUUUCCCUUAAAGGUUACAAGUAGCAGUAGGGGGCUGACAAACGGAAAGCAUAAAAAUUAUGUCCCCAACAUGUGGAAUCAGUUUUAAUGCAAAAAUAUUCUAGCAUUAAUGAAAGGCUCCAUACAAAGAUGACUGUUGUGCAAACAUCCCUCAACAACAUACUGUACUGAUAUUGUCUGGGUACAUUCUUUCCCAUUUUUUACAUUGCAUUUGUAUAAGCUUUUUUUCUGCAUUUACAUAGGCCUUUGUAAACCCAUCUCAAUUUUUUCUUUUUUCUUGCAUUUUAAGGGUUCCAAGUCUUUCGUGAUCUCCAGGCGGCACAUUCUCAAAGUCCACUUCAAAACACCAAUUGGCAUUUUGGGACUUGCAGCUGCUCUACAGCAGAUGCCAAGAUACCAUUAAUACGCUGUAAAUGCAUUGAGACCCAGGAGAGAUAAAUGUGCAUGUUUUAACAAGCCAGAAACUGGCUUCAAUAGAUAAUCAAGUUAAAGGAAUAGUUCACCCAAAAAAUUAUUUCAUUUACUCACCCUCAUGCCAUUUCAGAUGUGUAUGACUUUCUUUCUUCUGCUGAACACAAACAAAGAUUUUUAGAAGAAUAUUUCAUCUCUGUAGGUCCUCACAAUGCAAGUGAAUGGGUACCAAAUUUUGAAGCUCCAAAAAGCACAUAAAGGCAGCAUAAAAGUAAUCCUUAAGACUCUAGUGGUUUAAUCCAUGUCUUCAGAAGCUGAUACAUGAUAAGUGUGGGUGAGAAACAGAUCAAUAUUUUUUAGUCAUUUUUUUUACUAUAAAUUCUCCUCCCUGCCCAGUAGGUGGCAAUAUGCAUGAAGAAUGUGAAUCGGCAAAAAGAAGAGAAGAAAGUGAAAGUGGAGCUUGAUAAAAAUUUACUUAAAUAGUGAUCUGUUUCUCAACCACACUUAUAUCGCUUCUGAAGAUAUGGAUUCAACCACUGAAGUUGUAUGGAUUACUUUUAUGCCACCUUUAGGUGCUUACUUAUUUGGAUUACUUUUAUGCUGCCUUUAUGUGCUUUUGGAGCUUCAGAUUUUUGGUACCUAUUCACUCACCACUUGCUAGGCAGGGAGGAGUAUUUAUAGAAAAAAGGACUGAAAUAUUGAAAUAUAGUUUCUCACCCACGCCUAUCAUACUGCUUCUGAAGAUUUGGAUUUAACCACUGGCAUCGUAUGGGUUACUUUUAUGCUGACACUCAGUCGUCAUUCACUUUCAUUAUAUGGGAAAAAUGAUGCAAUGGAAGUGAAUAGGCUGUCAGUCCCUAACAUUCUGUCUAACAUCUCAUCUUAUGUUUCGUGGAAGAAAGUCAUGCAAUGAAAUAAAUGGAUAGGGUUUUCUGGACCCCGUGAACGAUAUUUUUUAUUAUUUUACUUUAGGCCAUAGAAAUCAUCUUGCUUGUGAUGUCAGCCAUGUUCCUCGGUUAUGUCAUUGCAGACUUGGAAAAGGAAAAUGCAGACUACAACAUUUUCGAAGGCUGAAAGGGAACUUUCAUAUUGCCUUUACUUUAAAGCUGGAUGGGUAAUUAUUGUGGCUAUGCUUGACAUUGCUGUUUGAGUUUCAGUUUACUGUCAGAAAUAUUUGCUUGUCUGGGUGCAGGGGUCAAAGAGCUGCUCAAACAGUUCUGGUCAGGCUGGGAAGGGUCUCUCUCAGUGUUCUGCAUAAUCAUAUGUGAAUGUGAAAACUAAAGUAGUUUCCACUGGACUGGGCUGCAAGUUCAGUAUCCUGGGAAGCAAGUAACAAUCUGCUUUCAGCUCCUGAACAUAAACCAGCACCAUAAUGAUAUAGGCACUUGUGACUGCUUGGGUAAACUCAGUGGAGAGAUCUUUGCCAAUGCUUCUCAGUUAUAUUAAAACGCAAGGGUUUAUCUUUGACAUUCAGGCUUGUACUUAGACUCAAGAUGUGCUGAAAUGUCUUGGAAUUAUUUCACUCACACACUGGCCUUCAGUCCACCCAUUAAGUUAUAAAUCUAAUAAUGAAUAAAUUAAUAACGGGUCAGGCUCUGUGGAAAGAUCAGGGCUUCAUGGACGUUCAUAAAUUAGUCCUCCUAAGUUGUGGCAUGCCAAAAACCCUCAUUAAUUAUUCUCCAACUGAUGGGCGUGUGUUAUUGCUUGUUUUGAUUAUUGGGGAGUUACCUCCCCCCAUCCCACCCAGAAUCUACACCCCUGGUGGUGAUCAUUUGCUAGGCUGAAUUAAUUAACUGUCUAAAGGCAAUAAAUAAAUAAAUAAAGGCAGAGGCUAUUUGUACUAAGUGUAAAUAGCAACACAAAUACUAACAUACAGUGUAACUGCAGUGUGUUUAUUGUGUUUUUUAGAGUCCCAUAGAACACUCUAAACCUACCCUUGCACCUAACCCUCACCUACCUUACAAAAGUAACCAUGGUAUAUAAAACUUUUUUGUUUUCUCAGUGUUAUUUAUCUUAAUGUGUUAUGUAUUCACUCUCAAUGACUGUGCUAUCUGAACUGUGUUUUGGUGACUGUUCUUUGUUUGUGUAUUAUUGUGUUACUAUUGUAAAGUGUCUUUGAGCUCUGGAAAGGCGCUAUAUAAAUUAAACU